GUUUUGAGGGCAGCGGUUUUCGGGGACAGCGGAAGUUAAAAGUGUCUGCAGAAUUCCGUCCGUGCGGGAGCAACAAUCACAUUCAAGAUGGAGACCGUAAAUGCUGGACAUAUGAUGAGCCUAGCAGCUCUACAAAGACAAGACCCGUAUAUAAACAAACUGCUCGAUGUUACCGGUCAGGUGGCUCUCUACAAUUUCAACUCCAAAGCGAACGAAUGGGAGAAGACCGAAAUCGAGGGCACCCUGUUUGUUUAUGCGAGGUCUGCCUCACCUCACCAUGGUUUCACCAUUAUGAACCGACUGAGCACAGAAAACCUGGUGGAGCCAAUCAACAAAGACCUGGAGUUCCAAUUGCAAGAUCCCUUCCUGCUCUAUAGAAACGGCAACUUGGGUAUCUACAGUAUUUGGUUCUAUGACAAGAGGGACUGCCAACGCAUCGCUCAGCUGAUGGUCAAGAUUGUGAAACAAGAAGCAGACCAUGCCCAGAGAGAGUCACCAGAGAGGGCAGAGCCACGGAGGACCAACGGUGUUGCAGAACCACGGCCCAUCGACAUCCUGGAACUGCUCAGCAAAGCCAAGGAGGAAUACCAGAGAGCUCAGACAGGAGAAACAGACGUGUCGGCCGAGCUUAAUGUGAAAGCAGCAAUCAUCGCCUCAGAGCAUGCACACAACACACCACAACCUGAAAAGAGCUCUCAUACAAUGGUGAAGCAGAUCACAGUUGAAGAACUCUUUGGCUCAUCCCUCCCUAAGGACCCCACCCUGCCCACCAUGCCAACACAGAACACCACCACUGCUUCCAGUGGCCCCUCCACUGCUUACCUUCAGAACCCAUCUUUUCCCACUCCAGCCCACCAGAACCCACUCCUGCCUCCUCAUCUGGCAGCCCAAGCCCCUGGCCUGCUUCCAGCUCCGUACACGCUCCACCCCAGCCCUGUUCUUCAGUCAGUGGUCCCCAGGUCAGACCCCCAACCCCUGUGCUCGGUGUCCCCUCUCAUGGUGCCUCCAGCCAGCUCAGAGCCUCGUGCUGCUCACCCCACCCAUGCAGCACCAUCAGCACCUCCUACGGCCUAUUUGGGGCAGGAAAUACUCAGCACACUCAAACCAGCAGUACCACCUGUGAGUUCGGACAUCCACAAACCCAUCCUCGCACCCAACUUCCUGCCAAGCACGCUGUUCCCACCCCACAGCUUCCAAGAGCCCAUGGGGAAGCCCCUUCCCCAGCACGGCAAGGACAUGGAUGUUUUCUCUCAGCCUCCAAACGUGAUCAAACCAAUGUCUGCUGUCCCCAUGAGUCCAGGUCUUGCUGUUCCAGGGCCAGUGACUUCUGUACUGCUUUCCCCCAGCGCCUUCCAGCAGUCAAUCAAUAAGACAACAGCAGCAGCAUCAGUGCUCCCUCCUGCUCCCUCUGAGUCCUCCUCCACCUCUGUAGAGCCUCCACAAGCCCCCUGCAGCAAAACACAGCUCCAGGAGACUCUGAUACACCUCAUUAAGAACGACCCAGACUUCCUGGGUGCCAUUCAUGAUGCUUACCUGCAGGGUCUGUCCAAGGACUUGAGCAACAUGAAGCUAUAGUCUACAACAGUCACCGCCACUGGCAUUUUCACUGCUACGACCACUUCAUGACCUGAGAAGAAUUCAGAAGUAAGAAUUCAGAAGAAGUUAAAAGAAGUACAGAAAGGAGGUGUUUGACACGCCGAACAUCACAACUCCUGAAAAGUCUUUGGGGUUAUUAUUAGCUUGCACCGUUUAACCCUCAUUGCCAACUCAGAACUUUUUGAGUUCUCAUCUGAACAGUGAUGCUAUCUGGGCUACUGGCAUUAGCUUGAACCAACUUUUUGGCAAUCAAACCAGAACUCCUGUGAGAGAGAUGGAUGAGAUAGGCAGCCACAUACUGGUAAAGUUUAGCUCUUGCUGGUUCAAUUCACUUGAGCGCGGCAUGACAGUGGAGCUUGUCUGACCUCAGAACAUUUCACAUUUGACCUCCUGACAGACAAUUUUGCAGCUUAAACUUUAUGGGAAUAGCAGACCCCUACUCUCUUGCUCAUCUCACAUCUUUGGAGUUGUCGCAGUGCAAGAGGAUGGGAGAGGUGUAACACACUUCCACUCCAGCUGCGAAUAGAAAAAAGACCACUGUGCUGGGACCUCAGAACUGUUUUGGCAGACAAACGGUCCCACUGUGUGGCGUUAAAAAGGACUACUCUGUUUCCCGUCCUCGCUUAUUGAACAUUCUUCCUCAAAGUCAUGCUGAGGCUUGUUUAUUUUUGGUAAUACCACAGAGACACCAAGCAGCCGUUACAGUUUUUGUGGCAUUUGAGUUUGUCACUGUCUGUUUAGUAAGGAGGCGACUGUUGAAGAAUUAUUUUCAGUCCUUGCCCAAGCAGGAUGUUUGGAGAAGCACUUGCAGCUUAGAGCUCAAACUAACAAUCAGUUCCUCGCAGUUAUUUUUUUUUUUUUUUUAAUGACUGUGAUAUGUUCAUAAAGACUCACAGACGAACGCACAGACCAUCUUCUUUGCCCCCCCCCCCGGCCUUCUCCUCGUCUGUGUCGAUCAUUUCCCCUCCACCAGCUAAGCUCACAGUACUUAAUGUUCUUGGAGGGGAACGUGCAAUAGAUGACAGUCACAGUCCCUUUAGGGGUACCAGCAUUUUGGGGAUAUUUUAGGAUGGUACAGCUAAGUUUAUCCGAACCUCUGGGUUCUAGUUCUGCAGCUGAGCUAUAAUUUGAAAAUGAGCAUAAAACACAAAAAUGCUAUUAAUUUUGGACUAUUGUUUACAUUCCUUUAAUAUUAAAUAGCUUACAGUAUUGGGGGAGCUGAUGACUUAUAUGCGUUUUACAGCUUCAGUAUAUUUCAAACCUGUUGAGUUCAUACCAGUAAUCCAAACUAACAACGAAAAAUAUAAACUACCUCCAUUCUAGACUUUUAUUUUUCCAGGUCACAGUUAAGUUUUGAGUUACAGAGACUGAAAGACAAAACGAAUUGUGGUAAUUUGGCUUUUUUUGCAGUAAAAGGCUACUGCAGCACAGAACCGUAAGCCCUGCAAACUGCAGUGGGAACCAUAGGGUGCACAGUGUGUUUCCUCCUCAUGUGCAACGCUGAGUGGCUGCUGAUGCUGUUCAGAGACAAAGAAAAGUGAUCUAAAAUCUAAUCAGAAAAACGGCUUUCAAAUAUUUAGAGGAAAAAAAUGAUUAUUCGGUGGCAUGUGUGCAUUUUUUAACACACAUAAAAGGGUACUGGUUUAAUAUUCCUUGUUUUCAGAAAAUAUUCAUCACAUACAAGACCAUUCAAGAAGUAAUGUAAGAAAUCAUAAAAAUUUAACUUGUGAGGUUUUUAAGAAAUGGGACAAUGAUGUUUGACAACAGUAGUCAGAUCGUGGGUGAUCAGGAUUCUUUUUCACGUCAGUCAACAUAUCAAGUCAUUGAAGUCAUCGAAGAGGACGUCUUUCUUGAGUUUUGGAAACAUGGUUUGCAGAUAAUAUUGUUCUUUUCUAAAAAUUUCCAUGUAACUUGUUAAACAAGCAGAAAAUCUGCAACUGGAAACACCUUGAGGCGUAAUAUGAAUUUCUGCGUAAACACCAGUGUUGAUUGUGAUACCACCCUUUGCAUUUGGCUCUAUUUGAAUGUAUUUGAUGUUUACUUCCAGUAUGUGCCAGUCUUGUUUUCUUCUGUGUCAUGCUUAUUUGAGUUGCACUUGAAUCCACAUGCAUUCACCACCAGCUGUUAAGUGUUUCCAAUCCCCCCUUCUUUUAUUUUGCCAUAAUUUUGAAUUCAUAAAUGCAACAAGGACACAUCUGCAACCAGGGAACAAAUCAAAUUAUUUGUACACUUCAUUGCCCUGUUAUAAUUUUUCAUUUCUUUUUGCAAACACUUCUGGCAUGUGUUGUUCAAAUAAACACCCACAGGAAGAACGAUUGAGUUUUUUAAUCCCCGCAACAUAUUUAAUAUUUUAAGGUUAUUUUAUGCUUUGAAAUAAUUUAUCUUAUCGGCCAGAGAUAUGAUUUUUGAAAAGUCUUUGCAAAUCACAUUAGUUUUCUAAGUUUGUUGUCACUGCAUAAUUUGGUUUAUUAUGACUCUUUUGUGAUAUUAAAGAUUUGAAAAUAG
Scatophagus argus is the source of this 4101-nucleotide messenger RNA. It is a transcript of the gene dcp1a, whose product is annotated as decapping mRNA 1A. The coding region runs from base 88 to 1575 and encodes 495 amino acids. Gene Ontology annotation, biological process: positive regulation of catalytic activity; deadenylation-dependent decapping of nuclear-transcribed mRNA; deadenylation-independent decapping of nuclear-transcribed mRNA. Gene Ontology annotation, cellular component: P-body. The record is from RefSeq and is a predicted model, not a curated record. The transcript is spliced from 9 exons. Gene Ontology annotation, molecular function: enzyme activator activity; mRNA binding. NCBI's taxonomy places the organism in Eukaryota, Metazoa, Chordata, Actinopteri, Scatophagidae.